This is a messenger RNA of Cylas formicarius (sweet potato weevil), 1898 nucleotides long. Its product is annotated as protein arginine methyltransferase NDUFAF7, mitochondrial-like. NCBI's taxonomy places the organism in Eukaryota, Metazoa, Arthropoda, Insecta, Coleoptera, Brentidae. Gene Ontology annotation, cellular component: mitochondrion. Gene Ontology annotation, biological process: mitochondrial respiratory chain complex I assembly. The transcript is spliced from 4 exons. The coding region runs from base 567 to 1868 and encodes 433 amino acids. Gene Ontology annotation, molecular function: protein-arginine omega-N symmetric methyltransferase activity. The record is from RefSeq and is a predicted model, not a curated record.
AAAGUAAAAAAAAUCCCAAAAUUGUCUUUUAAAACUGCCAAUUUCAUGUUUCAUAAAAAGGAAUCUCCAACCUCCGUUCUAAAAAAAAAUCAAUGAUUUCAAACUAUGUAAUGGUAAAAUUUACAUUCCUUUAAUUUUCCCAUUUAACUUAUAGCAUGAACAGGACAAAAUAGGUGGAAAAUGAAAUUAAAUUGUCAAAUAAAUUAAAGUAUAAAAAAAUCUGUGAUUUUUUAGUGGUAGUAUUUUAUGUAAUAUAUUCCAAAGCAUUGUAAUUUUAGAUACACUAUACAGUAUCACAGUGUGUUAAUUAUCAACUAUCAAGCAAGCUAUCUGGAGAAUAAUAAUUGAACAUUUGGUAUCAAAGUGGGAAAAAUUCUGACUCAAUCUUUGAAGUUUGCAGUGUUUGAAAUUGAACAUUUGAACUACUAACCUUCGAUUAGAAAUCGUAAAUAGAAAUAUUUAACAUUCAAUUUUUAUGUCACGACUCCUUUUCUUUUUAGAAAAUUAUGACGGUUCUGACAUUUUGAUUUGCGGUGAUUAUACCACAAUUUCUAAAUCCUUAUAAGAUGUGUGCUCUUAAAAUUACCCGCUCUAUUUUAUGGCAACUUUCAAAUUAUACCCUUCUACAGGCGCAGACUACGACUCAAACGAUUGCAAAUUCCAUCAGGUUUUACUACACAGUCAAACGAAAAGUGGCUAAAGAUGAGAACUAUUUAUCAAAGCAUUUAUACGAUAAAAUCAGGAUAAAAGGUCCAAUAACGGUGGCAGAGUACAUGAAAGUAGUGCUUCAGAAUCCUAUGCAGGGUUAUUACAUGUCGAAAGACAUGUUUGGCGAGAAAGGUGAUUUUGUUACGUCCCCGGAGAUCACGCAGAUUUUCGGAGAAAUGCUGGCUGUUUGGUUCUUGAAUGAGUGGCAAAAAAUCGGUUGUCCUAAGCCACUUCAAAUAAUUGAAUUAGGACCUGGCCGUGGCACUUUGAGUUCAGACAUUGUUAACGUGUUUAGCCAUUUCAAAGCGUUGCAUAAUGCCAGCCUUCAUUUAGUGGAGAUAAGUCCCGUACUGAGUGAUAUUCAAGCUGGAACACUCUGCCUUCAAAGCAGUUUAAACAACAAUAAGAAUGCACUUGUUUAUAGACAUGGCAUCUCAAGACAUGGCAUUCCAGUAAGCUGGUACAAACAGCUCAAGGAUGUGCCAGAGGGAUUUACAUUGUUGUUGGCUCAUGAGUUUUUUGAUGCUCUGCCAAUUCAUAAAUUUCAUAAGACUUAUGCUGGUUACAAAGAAGUUUUGAUUGAUAUUGAUAAUUCAGAAGAGAAGGAAUACAAGUUCAGAUAUGUCUUAGCCAAAAAUGAUACUCCCAUGCUAAAAGUGUUGCUCAAAUCUAAUGAAACCCGUGAUCAUGUGGAAAUUUCUGCAGAUAGCCUCCUCAUUUAUGAGCAAAUAUGCCAAAGAUUGGCUUCAAGUGGUGGUAUAGCUUUGAUAUGUGAUUAUGGACACAAUGGCACUGGAACUGACACUUUUAGAGCUUUUAAGAAACAUACUCAAGUAAAUCCUCUAGUGAAACCAGGCACUGCAGAUCUAACAGCAGAUGUAGACUUCAGUCUUAUAAGAGACAUAGCGAACAAAACCAAUGAUGUUUUAGUCUUUGGACCGGCAAAGCAAAAAAACUUUCUGCAAAGAAUCGGUAUUGAACAUAGAGUGAAGGCCCUUGCAGAAAACAUGGAAGACAAAAAAGAUGUUGAGCACCUGAACUCAUGUUACAAAUUUUUGACCGAAGAAAGUAAAAUGGGUGAAAGAUUUAAGUUUGUCGCCCUCAUGCCUGCAACCAUGAAGAAAAUUAUCGAUAAAUACCCAGUAGUGGGAUUCGUCUGAGUUCCCGCUGAAAUUAGUUGUUGUUUAUGG